Messenger RNA from Penicillium salamii, 990 nucleotides. Lineage: Eukaryota; Fungi; Ascomycota; Eurotiomycetes; Eurotiales; Aspergillaceae. The record is from the annotation of a GenBank genome assembly.
AUGGCACUCCCCCAAGAUGAGCUCGACGAGAUUUACACCUUCGCGAUAGACCUGGGUCGCAAGGCAGGAAAGAUGCUCAUGGAUCGAGUAGACCAGCGGAUCGCCGGUGGAGACGCCAACGCCUUCGAAGAGAAGGAAAACGCAGUCGACAUCGUGACGCAGACCGACGAAGACGUCGAAGUAUUUAUUCGAAGCAGACUGGAAGCCAAAUACCCCUCUCACAAAUUCCUCGGCGAGGAAACAUACGCCAAGGGCCAAUCGCGCGACUAUCUCAUCGAUGAACAACCAACAUGGUGUAUUGACCCAUUAGAUGGCACUGUAAACUACACGCAUAUCUUCCCCAUGUUCUGUGUCUCCAUCGGCUUCAUCGUUGACCAUAAGCCUGUCAUCGGCGUGAUUUACGCCCCCUUCACAGACCAGCUGUGGUCAUCCUGUACUGGGCGCGGAGCCUGGCUCAAUGAGACUCGUCGCCUUCCUCUCCUCCACAACCCCAUCCCGCCAAUGCCUCCCAAUGCGCCGGCGCAAUGUGUGUUCUCCUGCGAAUGGGGGAAAGACCGUCGCGAUAUCCCAGAUGGUAACAUGCACCGCAAGAUUGAGAGUUUUGUGAAUAUGGCUGCUGAGCUGGGGAGUCGGUCUGGGAGGGGUGGAAUGGUGCACGGCAUGCGCAGCUUAGGUAGCGCGACGCUGGAUCUGGCGUAUGUUGCUAUGGGAUCCUUUGAUAUUUGGUGGGAAGGAGGUUGUUGGGAAUGGGAUAUCGCUGCUGGAGCUGCUAUCCUUCUGGAGGCAGGGGGACUGAUGACUACUGCCAACCCACCAGAGAAGGAAGAAACGGCGCCGAUUGAAGACGUUCGACUGGGGAGCCGACUUUAUCUUGCUAUCAGACCGGCUGGUCCGUCUGCCACGGAAACAGGCCGCGAGACACAGGAGCGCACAGUACGUGAAGUCUGGCGUCGUGUUCGCAACCUAGACUAUGCUCGACCGGGGGCUUAA